This is a messenger RNA of Protopolystoma xenopodis, 540 nucleotides long. The record is from the annotation of a GenBank genome assembly. Lineage: Eukaryota; Metazoa; Platyhelminthes; Monogenea; Polystomatidea; Polystomatidae.
AUGGAGGUAGCAUGCGGGGAACAUGGUGACAAUGUUCUAAAGUUGGCUUGUUCUGUGCGACGUGGGGUUCUUGAUGAAGAAUUAGCAUUAAUAACUUCUUCCCGAUAUGAUGGAAUUCCAUGCCAGCAACUACAAAAAAGUGGACAUGUAACUUCAAUCGAAUUAGCUUCAACUGGCCAGACUGUCAGGACCUCAAUUGCCCCUGAUAACAACGAAAUUUCCCAUUCUACCGAAAUUGGUGACUUUCCGCCCCGAAUAAAGAGAGGCGGCUCACUAAUGCCUUCUAAUUUUGUGUUGAACCAAAAUGCGGUCAAUCUAGGGAAUAUUCUUGCUGUUGCAGAAACUGGGGAAGCAGGAAUAAACUGUGAUAAAAUCGGAAUUUGUAUUGGUAGCGGAAUUGCAUCAACCGAGACAUCGACAAUCCAUAUUUCUGAUCCUGAAACAAAUUGCGGGCUAUCAGAAUCUUUACUUCAAUCACCACUUGAUCUGGCCACCUUUCAGAGGACUGAUGAGAAACAUCAUUUUAUGCAGGUAUGGUGA